This is a messenger RNA of Yarrowia lipolytica CLIB122, 2895 nucleotides long. RefSeq lists its product as uncharacterized. Lineage: Eukaryota; Fungi; Ascomycota; Dipodascomycetes; Dipodascales. The record is from RefSeq and is a predicted model, not a curated record. Gene Ontology annotation, molecular function: protein-containing complex binding; protein binding.
AUGGCGUAUCGACGCAAAAAGUUCUUUGGAAAACGCACAGAAGCCGGCCACGUGGCCCGCACGCCGUCACAGCUGCAGGAGGUGUACUCGGACGACGACGACGGCGAGGGUGAAGAUGUGGAGAUGUGGGACCAGCCCGAGGUCAAGGAUACACACAACGCCGAUUCCGGAUCGCCAGCGUCGCCAGCCGCCGCAAUGCCUCCACGAAUGAGCGACUCUCUGUACCAGGAGACCAAGGCCGAGGCCGAGGCUUCUGCUGGCCCGCAGGGUGCUCCAGGUGACCUGUACUCGCUGAUCCGCACGUUCCCGCUGUUCAAAAUGGCCCCCAACGCCUUUGUUAUUGCCGUGUCGGCCAAGCUGCGCAUCCAGCAGGUGUCGCCACAGGAGUACAUUGUCACACAGGGCGACGAGGCCAAGGCCAUGUACUGGAUCCUCAAGGGCCAGGUCAAUGUGACGAGCAGAGAUGGAGAGAGUGUUUAUGCCGAGCUGGAGGCUGGCUCGUUUUUCGGCGAGAUUGGAAUUCUGUUUGAUCGACCGCGAACGGCAACGGUUUUAGCAUCGACAAAGUGCGUGUUGGCGGUUCUCAAAGGCGACAGUCUCAAUGACAUCCUGCCAAAAUUUCCAGCAAUGGAACGAGCUAUCAGAGACGAGGCCCAGGAGCGUCUGGCCAUCAUCGAAAAAACGAAAAUCAACCAGCGUAAGUCCCUUUUGACUGGAAUGGUGUCGCCCACUACGUCAAUCCGAAACCUCCUACACGAAAUGCCGUUGUUCCGACACAUUCCAGAAACAAUAGUGCAUAAGCUGGCGCUGGCAGUAGAGCCUCGCACUUAUGAGCCGUUCCAGUACAUCAUUAAGCAGGACACAAUUGGCCAGGAGAUUUACUUUCUGACCAGCGGCAUCGUGGAGGUCAUUGACGAGCGGGAAAUUGGCACGGCGGCACACAUCAUUGCCCGGUUGACCAAGGGGUCGUACUUUGGAGAAAUGGCGUUCCUGAGCUCUAAUCCCGUACGAACCGCGUCCAUUCGAUCAAUCAGCAUGGUGGAGUGUCUGGUUCUGACUACAGACACGCUGGAGUCGCUGUGUUCUCAGUACCCCGAUAUUCAACAACAUAUCGAGCAAACAGCCUCGGCUCGAAUAGAGCAAUAUCACCGGGACCCAAAAACACAUGACAUUAUUAACAAUACUACAACAGAUACACAAUCAGCUGGAGCUGGACCAGCUUUACCUGUCGAUAUGACUAGACGCCGCUCAGUGGCUGAUUUUGGCGGUAAGAAGAACUACAGCUUGUUCACCGUCAGUCGAGGAGGAGCUACCUUCUUUAGUGAGCCCAAGGAUUACCAUAUUUCUCUUCCAGGAGCAGAAAACACGACAGUGUCGCCUAUGACAAGUAACCAUUCUCAUACUAGACGAUACAGCACAGGCACGGUUUUCGAGCCUGUCAUUUCCCGUGAUGGUCGAGUCGUCUUUUCCAACUCGUGGGAAUCUAACUCGGGCGUGUCUGAAGAGGCACCCUUGUCUCUGGGCAAUUAUCAGAUGGCUCAGCCUCGGAAAUGUCUUUCCGCAGGAAGCAGUGGUGCUACCUCUCCUUCCAAACGGCCUGCCUUUGACAAUCGAGAUGACGAACCACUUGGAAAAGAUAAACGGGAAAUGUCUCCUCGAGAUUCUUCUCCCUCUUCACCUGGUGCAGCUCCUCUGGCUAGAUCUUCGUCUACUGGAGCUAGUGUUAAGACGAUUUCCCCCCAGCGAUACUCGUCGUUCCUCUUGCAUCCUCGGCUCAAGAAGCAAAAGACAUUUCAGCGACGAAAGUCGUCGCUGUUUAACGUCGGCCCCUUCUCCGAUGCCAUCCAGGUUAAAAUAUUUGCAUAUCUUGAUCUUCCUGACCUGAUGGUGCUACAGAGAGUAUGUCAGCACUGGCGGCAGUUGCUUCUCACGUGUCCUCUCCCUGAGCUGGAUCUUAAGCCCUACAAUAGAUCCAUUGAUGAUACAUCCAUCGUUUCAAUCGUCAACUUUGUGGGCGCUCGACCAAAGCUGGUAGACAUUAGCUCCUGUUUCCACCUGACUGAUGACGGUUUCUCCUACCUGGUCAACGGCAUCGGACUGGCAAAGAUCCGGGUCUUCAAAAUGACUUCAGUUUGGGAGGUGUCAGGCAUGGCCAUCAUGGAUCUCACUGUGCCUUCAAUUGGAGCUGAUCUAGAAGAAGUGGAUCUUUCCAACUGCCGUAAAGUGGGAGAUUCGACUCUAGCACGACUAGUGGGAUGGGUUCAAGAAGAGGGCGGAGAAAACAGCGGAGAUAGAGAGACGUCACCUUCGUCUUCGGUGGUCGGAUGUCCCAAGCUGAAACGCAUCACCAUUAGCUACUGCAAACACAUCACCGACCGAAGCAUGCACCAUAUGGCUGUGUAUGCAGCUGAUCGGCUGGAGAUGCUCAAUCUCACCCGAUGUACUACAAUCACCGACCAUGGGUUCGGAUACUGGAACAUCAGGCCCUUUACACGACUCAGGGAGCUGGUUUUGGCGGACUGCACAUUUCUGUCCGACAAGGCCAUCAUUUCUAUUGUUGGCGCUGCGAAGAAUCUCGAGUUCUUGGACCUAUCAUUCUGCUGUGCGCUGUCAGACGUAUCUGUGGAGGUUCUUUCUCUGGGAUGUCCGUCACUCAAGAGUCUGAAUCUGUCCUUCUGUGGCUCGGCCGUGUCCGAUGCUAAUCUUCGGGCGGUGGCCAUGCAUCUUUUGGACCUGGAGCAUCUGAGUGUGCGAGGUUGUGUUCGAGUGACUGCGGUUGGAGUGGAUACAAUUCUUGCGGGGUGUCUGAAGCUCAAGACGCUGGACAUUACCCAGUGCAAAAAUGCUGGUGGUUGGAACCAGGGCGAUAGCAAGGUGGUUGUCAAGACUACCUGA